This is a messenger RNA of Xiphias gladius (swordfish), 2083 nucleotides long. It is a transcript of the gene taf7, whose product is annotated as TAF7 RNA polymerase II, TATA box binding protein (TBP)-associated factor. Gene Ontology annotation, biological process: transcription initiation at RNA polymerase II promoter; RNA polymerase II preinitiation complex assembly. Bases 533 to 1621 code for a protein of 362 amino acids. The record is from RefSeq and is a predicted model, not a curated record. Gene Ontology annotation, molecular function: RNA polymerase II general transcription initiation factor activity. The transcript has 12 exons. Lineage: Eukaryota; Metazoa; Chordata; Actinopteri; Istiophoriformes; Xiphiidae. Gene Ontology annotation, cellular component: transcription factor TFIID complex.
UAUUUUUAUUUUAAAUGUAGAAUAUAAUAUAGCGAUAGUACAACUAAGCAACAGCUAACUACAAUUUUAAUAUUUUCCUGAAUGGGUGACAUUUGGGUAUCACCAUUUUUCAAAUCUCGUUAGCAUAACAACCCUCGCGAUAGAGAGUAAUAGAAUUAAUGUGACGUUUCUCUGUAUCGGAUAUGAUUAUUUUCUAUUAUUUUCAACGUGAAAAAUGGCUUUACUUAUAUAAUGUAAAUUUUGCAAUUUUUUUCAUAUGACAUACUCAUGGAUUUUUAUUUUUUUUAGUCAUGCACUGAGGUGUAUGUCUGGAUUGCUUUAAAGUCUUAGAACCAAAAUUUCCGAGGAGAACCUUAAGGUAGCAGUAGACAACACAGUAACCACUGGCGUUGUUGUCUCAGUUAUGGCUUUGUGUCUCUUCCGAUAGCUAACCUGUGUCGAUUUUAAAUCAGUAUCUUGCCUUCUUGGGUUUUAUUUUUUUAUGAUUUAAGCAUACACUUGCAGCUGCAACGUCCAAAUUACAAAAACGAAGAUGACAUCUAAACUGAAAGUUGGGAAGGUUGGCUCCAAGAAUAAGGAGGAUGCUCCUUAUGAGCUGGAGAGCCAGUUUGUCCUGAGGCUGCCUUCGGAGUAUGCCUCAACAGUAAGAAGGAUUGCCCAGUCUAGCAGUAUGAACAUGAAAGACAGACUCACCAUCGAGUUGCACCCCGAUGGUCGUCAUGGCAUAGUGAGAGUGGACCGAGUCCCCUUGGCCUGCAAACUGGUGGAUUUGCCCUGUAUGAUUGAAUCUCUGAAAACUGUGGACAAGAAGACAUUUUACAAAACUGCUGAUGUCUGCCAGAUGCUGGUAUGUACACUAGAUGGAGACCUUUACCCUCCUUUAGAGGAGCCAACUGGCACCGACCCUAAAAGCAAGAAGAAGGACAAAGACAAGGACAAGAAAUUCAUUUGGAACCAUGGCAUCACCUGCCCCCUGAAGAACACACGCAAGAGAAGAUUUCGGAAGACUGCAAAAAAGAAGUACAUUGAAUCUCCUGAUGUGGAAAAGGAGGUGAAGAGAUUGCUCAGCACAGACGCUGACGCUGUCAGCGUCCGAUGGGAAGUAAUAGCAGAAGAUGAGUCUAAGGAAGCUGACCAGCACGGCUCUCUCGCCAACCUGGACUCCUCACCUGGCACCUCAGGACACAAGAUGGGUCACGGGCCCUGUGCCCAGCGUGAUGAACUGAGGGAGAUCUUCAAUGACAUCAGCAGCUCCAGUGAGGAUGAGGAGGACGAAGGGGACCGGCACGAGGACGAGGAUCUUAAUAUCAUGGACACGGAGGAUGAUCUGGUCCGACAGCUCCAAGACAAACUCAACGAGUCGGAUUCCGCGCAGCAUGAAAAUGACAGAAACAACCAGAUAGUUAUGGAGUAUCAGGUGCAGAUCAACAGCAUCAAGGCCAAGCUUCAGGACACCCGCGCCCGAAAGAAGCAGCAGGAGGAGCUCAUCAUGAAAGUGGAAAACCAGGCCCUCAAAAACCGUUUCCAGGCCUUGUUGGAUGAGAUUAUUCAGCAGGAGGAGCGGGAGAUGGAGCAGCUGGCCUCCCUGCAGGAGCAGCUGGACUCACUGAUAGAGAAAUGACCACCAGGGGGCAGCCUCACGUCAUCUUCAGCCCGCGCACGCACGCGCGCACAUGCACACACACGCGCACACACACACACACACACACACACACACACACACACACACACACACACACACACACACACACCAUCAAGAGGAGGAGAAGAGUCUUCAUCCAGGGAGGAUGGAGUCUUUAUUAGCUAACAUGCUGUGUCAUUCCUUUCACUUUUCAUUUUCAUAUAUUACAACUAAACAUGAUGAUUUUUGUAUUCAAACUUAAUAGGUUUUCUUAGGUUGACAGCAUUUGUUCUUCCUUACUAUAUAUUACAAGUAUUUGGUCAGCUUCAAGGGGAUGAAUAUCAUGUCUGUUUUUCUUGCCAUCAUGAAUCUAACUGAAUUUUACUUCAGUUAAACAUCUUUGUAUUUCAUUACUUGUAUAAAAAAUAAAUUACAGCGAUACACAUGAGUCAAAAAAACUGU